AUUUGCAUUUUGGGGAUAGCAAGGCUGAUCUCCAAGUCCACAGAGUUAGUGAAGUGGAACAAAAGAAUUUAUUUCUAUAGUCUCCAACAAGAAAGCUCCCUCGCACUGUUAAUAUGAAGCCAUAGCAUGGCCUCCUUUGAAGCAAUAUGACUUUUGCGGAGACAAGAAAUAUUUUGAGUCGCUUGACAAAUGGGGAGCUGGGACUUAACAGACUCUCUUUUGACUUCCAUGAUGCAAAAGCAUUCAGUAGGUCACCAUGGGGUCCAGCGAUGCUUCUUAUCAUUGUGCGAUUUGUCAUCUUGACCUGCUGCGCCGUCUUCCUGGCCAAUGACCUGAUGUCACCAUGGUCGCCUGCCUGGCUGCUUUACCUGUCUACCUGGAAUGCGAUCCUGACCAUUAUCUACUUCCUGGCCACACUAAUAUCGUCCACUGUAGAGGUGGUGCACGAAUGCAAGGCCCUAACAGAAGACAAAGGAAAUUUCCAGGAAGAGUACCAUGUAAGCCGCACAUUGCCAGGAAGAACGUCGACAGGCCUAGACGUCCUAGAAGAUGACGACUAUGACGACAUUCCAACCGAUGACGACAGCGAUAAUGAACCAUUUUUCCUAGAAUCUCCCCCAGAAGACCAGCUACCAUGGUACAUGAAGUGUGUGUGGCUACUCUUCACUGUCAACACCAACACGAGCAUAAUCGUGCUGGUCUUCUACAUUUCCACGGCAACUGUAUAUCAGCCAAUCCUUGUCUGCUUUUACGUUUCCAUGGUUAUAUUCAUGAUGACAGAGACGGCUAUGAGUCUUGUACCCGUGCGAUUCCUACACUGCAUAUACGCCUAUUCGUUCAUCGUUCUCUAUAUUGGAAUCAAGGCCGUGACCAUGACAGUGAGCGAUAGCGCAGCUCUACACAAUCGCAUUUUACCCUGCGAGGUGAGACUCCUUCUCCAGGAAUGGUUACUGGUCUAUCUCGCGGCUUUCUCUAUUCCAGCUGUGGUAGCGAUCCAAGCUCUUUUCUACUUUAUAGCAACGGUUAGAGGGCUGGUUUUUCUACAAAUGCAUGACUUUGCGCGUUGGGAGCGGAUUGGGUCAUCGUCAUAAUGCUAUGUGCUACAGCAUCCUUAGGGACCCAGGGCGUCGCGGAGAUCGGGCACACAAGGAGCGCGGCGCGAGAAUUCUUUCUCGCGCGCUCCCUGUGUGCCCGUUCUCCUCGACGCCCUGGGUCCCCGAGGAUGUGUGCUACAGAGGAAACGUAAUGAGUUUGAACUGUUAGAAGAGUUACAACUGUCGAGCAGCUCAUGAGAACUAUAAUACGUUAUCAGCCUCAUGUGGGCGAUUAUCCGGGAACUAUAUAUACCUUUGGGGUGCGAGGUUUUCGCAUCUCCCGAAAGCGCGACGAGCGAAUUCAGAUCAUCUUAAACUUGGCAUGGCCUAAGAAGCAGGGGAUAAAAUGGGCGUAAUCAAACUUUAAUUGUUUAUGUGUCAAUUAAUACUGAACAUAAGUCUCUAAUUAUUAAUUAAUUUGUUAAUAUGCUUAUUGGCUCUUACAUAAAUAAGCAAACACAAAUCAGUAAACAACAGCAUCCAACCUUUUUCAGAAGAGAGGGUGGAAUAUUAUUUUGUCUUGUUUUUAUAGAAACACUCUCCCACCGUUCGCAGGUGACCACAAUAUCUUGAGACUUAAUUAUUCAUAGACCGACUCUUUCGCUACCAUAUAGCAUAUUUAGCGAGCCUAAAAAUUUCGUAUUAUGAACUAUUUCAUACCAUUUUCUUCAAAAUGGGAAUUUUUAUGUAGAUGCGCUUCACUUUUUCAUUGUUUCAGUCAUUCUUCAACAUUUAUGGCUGGCGUGAUUACUCGGAUUAUCAAAGAACCGGGCCUUUCAAUGAUUAUUUAGUCUGAUGCGGAACUGCGUUGACGGUGUUUUGAAAAGUUUUUAAGUUGAAAACGAGCAGUUUCUCGAGCCGUGUCCUUUAGGGUGAAAAGUAGUGUUGUCAUAAGUGUGAGAUGUUCCAUUUUCGGCAUGGAAGCCAACAGUAUUAUUAAAGCUCGCUUUUUGCACAGAACUUAAAACAAUUUGUGUUAUACUAUAUAUAUAUGAAAGCUCCCCAUUAUUAAAAAGAGAUUAGAGAGAUGUUUUUAUACCAAAGGCCUUUUUUAGUCAUGACACGCAUAAACGGUCUGGGGAGGCAUUGGUUGAAAAAUAUUUUUGUACAACGUUAAAUCGGACGAGGAUACAUUGAUUGCGCUAAUUGUAAAGUAACGAUAGCCUCGAUAAACUAUAAGAUGCCCGAGCUAUGUAUUUAGAAUAAAAGAUAUAAUGUAUGGGAAAGUAUUCCCUUUUUAGCACUAUUGAAAACAGGUUGAAGGAAAUACGAGCAGCAAUGAGAACAUCCCGUUUCUGCAUAAUCAAAUUCGUCAUUUUUUUUGUUAAUUCCACUUUCUUGUCCAAAAUAGAAGAAGUGUAAAAGUGCAGGUUUUGAUCUUUACCUGUUUAGAUAAAUGGAGUAAUUCGUCAGCCCAAAUUGCAGGACUAAGAUGUGGCUGGAAAUAAUACGAACGCCAGGCCAUUGGUUUAGCCUUCUACAUAGGCACCAGUAACUUAAUUUAUAUUAAUAAGAUAAGAGAGAUUUUAUGGGCAGUGUACAGUAUGCAACCAACUGGGUAGUUAUAAGUGCUCACUUCAAACAUAUGUGGUAAAAAAUAUGAAUUCCUACCUUCAAGAAAUUGACAACUUCAGCAUCCAAGUUUAGAUAAAAGAAGCUGGCAACAUCACUGUUGGCCAAUCCCCGUAGAAGUUAUAUGACCACAUUCAAGUCCAACUUAUAUCAUUCAGCGGAUAUCUUGUAAAGUUCGAGAUAAGCCGAGAUUUAACCCUGGCCAAAUAACAUCACAUCGUGCGCAACUGUGUACAUUCGCCUUAAUAAAAUAGAUAUUUCAGAUAAA
This is a messenger RNA of Nematostella vectensis (starlet sea anemone), 2934 nucleotides long. RefSeq lists its product as uncharacterized. NCBI's taxonomy places the organism in Eukaryota, Metazoa, Cnidaria, Anthozoa, Actiniaria, Edwardsiidae. The coding region runs from base 147 to 1091 and encodes 314 amino acids. The record is from RefSeq and is a predicted model, not a curated record. Gene Ontology annotation, cellular component: membrane. The transcript has 2 exons.